This is a messenger RNA of Myodes glareolus (Bank vole), 7720 nucleotides long. The record is from RefSeq and is a predicted model, not a curated record. Lineage: Eukaryota; Metazoa; Chordata; Mammalia; Rodentia; Cricetidae.
ACUUUCUAGGUGCAGGAAUUGGAGAAGUUUAUCACCGUAUCCAGUUUUUUUUAAAAAAAUGUUUUUGGUGUUGGAAAUUAUGUCCAGAUGUCCAUUCAUGAUAAGGGAAAGAGAUGCUGGUCGCAAGUUUUGGAAAACCGUAUUUUUUUAUGGAACAGUGUUCUGUAAAAGUUUUAUAAGAUUCCUUGGCAAUAACACUUGUGAUGGACUCUAGGAAUACUGCUAUGUUAGGAUUGGGUUCUGAUUCCGAAGGAUUUUCAAGGAAGAGUCCUUCUACCAUCAAUACUGGCACUCUGGCCAGCAAGAGAGAAGUAGAAAUAGAGAGUAACACGAAAGAAGAAGAGGAUCCGCGCAAGCGGAAUCGAGAAAGGAACAGUGAAGUAGGAAAAGAUGGUGGUUUGACUGAUGCACAGCAGCAGUUUUCAGUGAAAGAAACGAACUUCUCAGAGGGAAACUUAAAAUUGAAAAUUGGCCUUCAGGCUAAGAGAACUAAAAAGCCUCCAAAAAACUUGGAGAACUAUGUGUGUCGACCUGCCAUAAAAACAACCAUCAAGCACUCAAGGAGAGCACUUAAAAGUGGGAAGAUGACAGAUGAGAAGAGUGACCACUGCCCUUCAAAGUGGGACCCUUCAAAACUGUACAAGAAAGCAGGUGAUGCUUCAGCCAUGGAAUGCCAAUCUGAAGAAAGCGUCCAUCUUCAUUCACAGGGAGAAAAUAAUCCUUUGUCUAAGAAGCUUUCUCCGGUACAUUCACAAAUGGUGGAUUACAUUAAUGCAGCACCAUCUCUUGCUGGCGGUCGGGAUCCUGAUGUAAAAGACAGAGCAUUACUUAAUGGAGGGACUAGUGUAACAGAAAAGUUGGCACAGCUCAUUGCUACCUGUCCUCCUUCCAAGUCUUCCAAGACAAAACCGAAGAAGUUAGGAACUGGCACUACAGUAGGAUUGGUUAGCAAGGACUUAAUCAGGAAACCAGGUGUUGGCUCUAUAGCUGGAAUAAUUCAUAAGGACUUAAUUAAAAAGCCAGCUCUUAGCACAGCAGUUGGGUUGGUAACUAAAGAUUCAGGGAAAAAGCCUAUGUUCAAUGCAGCGGUAGGAUUGAUUAGUAAGGACUCUGUGAAAAAAUUGGGAACUGGCACUACAACAGUAUUCAUUAAUAAAGACUUAGGCAAAAAGCCAGGGACUAUCACUACAGUAGGACUGCUGAGCAAAGAUUCAGGAAAGAAGCUAGGAAUUGGUAUUGUUCCAGGUUUAGUGAAUAAAGAGUCUGGCAAGAAAUUAGGACUUGGCACUGUCGUUGGACUGGUUAAUAAAGAGUUGGGAAAGAAAUUGAGUUCUACAGUUGGCCUAGUGGCCAAGGAUGUUACGAAGAAGAUUGUAGCGAGUUCAGCAAUGGGACUGGUUAAUAAGGACAUUGGAAAGAAAUUAGUGAGUUGUCCUCUGGCAGGACUGGGCAAUAAAGAUGCCUUAAACCUUAAAACUGAAGCACUGCUUCCCACUCAGGAACAACUUAAGGUUUCUUGUAGUGCAAACAUCAAUAAUCAUGAAAGUCAAGAACUUCCUGAGUCUCUGAAAGACAGUGCCACCAUCAAAACUUUUGAGAAGAAUGUUCUGCGGCAUAGUAAAGAAAGCAUGCUGGAAAAGUUUUCAGUCCGAAAAGAAAUUACUAAUUUGGAGAAAGAAAUGUAUAAUGAAGGAACAUGCAUUCAGCAAGACAAUUUCUCAUCUAAUGAAAGGGGAGCCUUUGAGACCUCAAAGCAUGAAAAGCAACCUCCUGUCUAUUGCACUUCUCCAGACUUUCAGAUGGGAGGUGCCUCUGAUGCAUCUACAGCGAAGUCUCCCUUUGGUGCAGUAGGAGAGAGCAAUCUUCCUUCCCCUACCCCUACUGUAUCUAUUAAUCCUUUGACCAGAAGUCCCCCCGAAACUUCUUCACAGUUGGCUCCAAAUCCGUUACUUUUAAAUUCUACAGCAGAACAAAUGGAAGAAAUUUCUGAAUCUAUUGGAAAGAACCAGUUUACUGCUGAAAGUUCUCACUUGAAUGUUGGUCAUAGGUCAUUAAGUCAUAGCAUAAGUAUUGAAUGCAAAGGAAUUGAUAAGGAAAUCAGUGAAUCAAAAAAUACACAUCUAGAUAUUCCUAGAAUAAGUUCUUCCUUGGGGAAAAAGUCAAGUUUGACUUCUGACUCUGGUAUUCACACAAUUACUCCUUCAGUUGUUAACUUUACUAGUUUAUUUAGUAACAAACCCUUUUUAAAGCUUGGUGCAGUAGCUGCAUCUGACAAACACUGCCAAGUUGCGGAAAGCCUGAGCACGAGUUUCCAGUCCAAACCAUUAAAAAAAAGGAAAGGAAGAAAACCUCGCUGGACUAAAGUGGUGGCAAGAAGCACAUGUCGGUCUCCAAAAGGACUGGAUUUAGAAAGAUCUGAGCUGUUUAAAAAUGUUUCAUGUAGCUCACUAUCUAAUAGUUCUGAGCCAGCUAAGUUUAUGAAAAAUAUUGGAGCAUCGUCUUUUGUUGAUCACGACUUUCUUAAACGCCGAUUGCCAAAGUUGAGUAAGUCUACAGCUCCAUCUCUUGCUCUCUUAACUGACAGUGAAAAGCCAUCUCAUAAAUCUUUUAUUGCUCACAAGCUAUCCUCCAGUAUGUGUGUCACUAGUGAUCUUUUGUCGGAUAUUUAUAAACCCAAAAGAGGAAGACCUAAAUCCAAGGAAAUGCCUCAACUAGAAGGUCCACCUAAAAGGACUUUGAAAAUACCUGCCUCUAAAGUUUUUUCUUUACAGUCUAAAGAAGAACAAGAACCCCCAAUUUUACAGCCAGAAAUUGAAAUUCCUUCCUUCAAACAAAGUUUGUCUGUAUCUCCUUUUCCAAAAAAGAGAGGCAGGCCUAAGAGGCAGAUGAGAUCUCCAGUGAAGAUGAAGCCACCUGUACUGUCAGUGGCUCCAUUUGUUGCCACUGAAAGUCCAAGUAAGCUAGAGUCUGAGAGUGAGAACCAUAGGAGCAGCAGGGAUUUCUUUGAGAGUGAGGAUCAGCUUCAGGAUACAGAUGACUUAGAUGACAGUCAUAGGCAAAGUGUCUGUAGUAUGAGUGACCUUGAGAUGGAACCAGAAAAAAAAAUUAGCAAGCGAAACAAUGGACAAUUAAUGAAAACAAUUAUUCGCAAAAUAAAUAAAAUGAAGACUUUAAAGAGAAAAAAACUGUUGAAUCAGAUUCUUUCAAGUUCUGUAGAAUCAAGUAAUAAAGGAAAAGUACAAUCCAAACUUCAUAAUACAGUAUCAAGUCUUGCUGCCACAUUUGGCUCUAAAUUGGGCCAACAAAUAAAUGUCAGCAAGAAAGGAACCAUUUAUAUAGGGAAGAGGAGGGGUCGGAAACCAAAAACUGUCUUAAAUGGCCUUCUUUCUGGUAGCCCUGCCAGCCUUGCUGUGCUUGAACAAACAGCUCAGCAGGCAGCUGGGUCGGCAUUAGGACAGAUCCUUCCCCCUUUACUGCCUUCACCUGCUAGUAGCUCUGAGAUCCUUCCGUCACCUGUUUGCUCUCAGUCUUCUGGGACUAGUGGAGGUCAGAGUCCUGUUAGUAGUGACGCAGGCUUUGUUGAACCUAGUUCAGUGCCAUAUUUGCAUAUGCACUCUAGACAGGGCAGUAUGAUUCAGACUCUUGCAAUGAAGAAAGCUUCCAAGGGGAGGAGGCGAUUAUCUCCUCCUACUUUGUUGCCAAAUUCUCCUUCUCAUUUGAGUGAGCUCACAUCCUUGAAAGAAGCUACUCCUUCCCCAGUUAGUGAGUCUCAUAGUGAUGAGACUAUUCCCAGUGAUAGUGGCAUUGGGACAGACAAUAACAGCACAUCAGACAGGGCAGAGAAGUUUUGUGGACAGAAGAAGAGGAGGCAUUCUUUUGAACACAUUUCUCUGAUUCCCCCUGAAACGUCCACUGUCCUAAACAGUCUUAAAGAGAAGCAUAAACACAAAUGUAAGCGCAGGAGUCACGACUAUCUCAGCUAUGAUAAAAUGAAAAGACAGAAACGAAAACGGAAAAAGAAAUAUCCCCAGCUUCGAAAUAGGCAGGAUCCAGACUUUAUCGCCGAGCUAGAGGAGCUCAUAAGUCGUCUCAGUGAAAUUCGAAUCACCCAUCGAAGUCAUCAUUUUAUUCCCCGAGACCUCCUGCCCACCAUUUUUCGAAUUAACUUUAAUAGUUUCUAUACACAUCCUUCUUUUCCCUUAGACCCUUUGCACUACAUUCGGAAGCCUGAUUUAAAAAAGAAAAGAGGGAGGCCCCCUAAGAUGAGGGAGGCAGUGGCAGAAAUGCCUUUUAUGCACAGCCUUAGUUUUCCUUUAUCUAGUACUGGAUUUUAUCCUUCCUAUGGCAUGCCUUAUUCUCCUUCACCCCUUACAGCUGCUCCAAUAGGGUUAGGUUAUUAUGGAAGGUAUCCCCCCACUCUUUAUCCACCACCUCCAUCUCCAUCAUUCAGCACUCCACUGCCACCUCCUUCCUAUAUGCAUGCUGGUCAUUUAUUGCUCAAUCCUACCAAAUACCAUAAGAAAAAGCAUAAGCUCCUUAGGCAGGAGGCAUUUCUCACAACCAGCAGGACGCCACUCCUUUCCAUGAGCACCUACCCCAGUGUACCUCCUGAGAUGGCUUAUGGUUGGAUGGUGGAGCAUAAACACAGACAUCGUCACAAACACAGAGAGCACCGUUCUGAGCAGCCCCAGGUUUCCAUGGACUCUGGCUCUUCCAGAUCUGUCUUGGAAUCUUUGAAGCGUUACCGGUUUGGAAAGGAUACUGUUGGAGAACGAUAUAAGCAUAAGGAAAAGCACAGGUGCCACAUGUCCUGCCCUCAUCUCUCUCCUUCAAAGAGUUUAAUAAACAGAGAAGAACAGUGGGUUUCUCGAGAGCCUUCGGAAUCGAGUUCUUUAGCCUUGGGAUUGCAAACGCCUUUACAGAUUGACUGCUCGGAAAGUUCCCCAAGUUUGUCCCUUGGAGGAUUUACUCCCAGUUGUGAGCCAGCCAGCAGUGAUGAACAUAUGAACCUUUUUACAAGUGCAAUAGGCAACUGCAGAGUUUCAAACCCUAACUCCAAUUGCCGCAAGAAAUUAACUGACAGCCCUGGACUCUUUCCUGUGCAAGAUACUGCCCUGAAUCGGCCUCUCCGAAAGGAAGCCCUGCCUUCCAGUGAAAGGGCAAUUCAAGCACUGGCAGGUUCCCAGUCAACUUCAGAUAAACUUCCCCAGAGGUCAUCAGAAAGCACAAAUUGUAGCCCCACCCGUAAAAGGUCUUCAUCUGAGAGUACUUCUUCAGCAAUGAAUGGAAUUCCCUCCAGAAGUCCCAGAUUGGUUGCGUCUGUGGAUGACUCUGUAGACAGUCUGUUGCAGCGGAUAGUACAACAUGAUGAGCAAGAGUCCGUGGAGAAAAAUACCGAUGCCGCAAUUGCAACUGUGUCUGUACCUCCUUCCUCCAGUCCAGGCCACAGCUAUAGCAAAGAGCGAGCCCUAGGUAAAUCAGAUAGUCUUCUAGUAUCUGCAGUCCCAGGUGACUCUUGUAAUAAUGAUGUUCCACUCCUUUCUGAAAAGUUAGCAAGCCGAUGUUCUCCCCAUCAUAUCAAGAGAAGUGUAGUUGAAGCUAUGCAGCGCCAAGCUCGGAAAAUGUGCAAUUAUGACAAAAUCUUGGCCACCAAGAAAAACCUGGACCACGUCAAUAAAAUUUUAAAAGCCAAAAAACUUCAAAGGCAGGCCAGGACAGGGAACAAUUUUGUGAAACGCAGACCAGGUCGACCUCGGAAAUGUCCCCUCCAAGCCGUGGUAUCAAUGCAAGCAUUCCAGGCUGCCCAGUUGGUCAACCCAGACUUGAAUGAAGGUGAAGAAGUAGCACUGCGCCUAAGUCCAGACACAGUUACUGAUGUUAUCGAGGCUGUGGUUCAGAGUGUGAAUCUUAAUUCAGAACAUAAGAAGGGGUUGAAGAGGAAAAAUUGGCUGUUAGAAGAACAAACUAGGAAAAAGCAGAAGACAAUACCAGAGGAAGAAGAACAAGAAAACAAUAAAAGCUUUAUAGAAACACCAGCUGAAAUUCCCAUUCCUCUUGAAACCCCCAUCGAACCUUCUGAACCUGAAAGUACCUUGCAGCCUGUGCUGGCUCUCAUCCCACGAGAAAAGAAGGCCCCACGUCCUCCAAAGAAAAAGUACCAGAGAGCUGGGCUGUAUUCUGAUGUUUACAAAACCACAGACCCAAAGAGCCGAUUAAUCCAAUUAAAGAAAGAGAAGCUGGAGUACACCCCGGGAGAGCAUGAGCACGGACUGUUCCCAGCGCCCAUCCACGUUGGAAAGUACCUGAGACAGAAGAGAAUUGACUUCCAGCUUCCCUAUGAUAUCCUCUGGCAGUGGAAACACAAUCAGCUAUACAAAAAACCAGAUGUCCCCCUGUAUAAAAAAAUUCGUUCAAAUGUCUACGUUGAUGUCAAACCUCUUUCUGGUUAUGAGGCUACCACCUGUAACUGUAAGAAGCCGGAUGAUGCCGCCAGGAAGGGCUGUGGGGAUGACUGCCUCAAUAGAAUGAUCUUUGCUGAAUGUUCCCCUAACACUUGCCCAUGUGGUGAGCAGUGCUGUAACCAGAGGAUACAGAGGCAUGAGUGGGUGCAAUGUCUGGAACGAUUUCGAGCUGAAGAAAAAGGUUGGGGAAUUAGAACCAAGGAACCCCUGAAAGCUGGCCAGUUCAUCAUAGAAUACCUAGGGGAAGUUGUCAGCGAACAAGAAUUCAGGAACAGAAUGAUUGAACAGUAUCAUAAUCACAGUGACCAUUACUGUUUGAACCUGGAUAGCGGAAUGGUGAUUGACAGUUAUCGCAUGGGAAAUGAGGCCAGAUUCAUCAACCACAGCUGUGACCCAAAUUGUGAAAUGCAGAAAUGGUCUGUUAAUGGAGUAUACCGUAUUGGACUCUAUGCACUUAAGGACGUGCCAGCUGGGACUGAGCUCACCUAUGAUUACAACUUUCAUUCCUUCAAUGUUGAAAAACAGCAACUUUGUAAAUGUGGUUUUGAGAAGUGUAGAGGAAUCAUCGGAGGCAAAAGUCAGCGGAUGAAUGGACUCACUAGCCAUAAAAGCAGCCAGCCUGUGAGCACACAUAAAAAAUAUGGACGGUCGAAAGAGAAGAGGAAGUCUAAACACAAGCUGAAGAAAAGGAGAGGCCACCCCUCUGAAGAGCCCAGUGAAAACGUCAGUACCCCAACAAGAUUGACUCCACAAGUACAGAUGAAGCCAAUGUCCAACAGAGAGAGAAACUUUAUAUUAAAGCAUCAUGUGUUCUUGGUCCGAAACUGGGAAAAGAUUCAUCAGAAACAAGAAGAAGUAAAGCACAACCGUGACAUCCACUCAACAUCAUUGUACACCCGUUGGAAUGGCAUCUGCAGAGAUGAUGGGAAUAUUAAAUCUGAUGUCUUCAUGACCCAGUUCUCUGCCCUGCAGACAGCUAGGUCUGUUCGAACAAGACGCUUGGCAGCCGCAGAGGAAAACCUGGAAGUGGCUCGGGCAGCACGCCUAGCACAGAUCUUCAAAGAGAUCUGUGAUGGUAUCAUCUCUUACAAAGGUAUGCUUGUCACUGACCCUCUCCUGAGAAGCCCUAGAUCUCAUGAACCAACAACAUUGUAGCAUUAUGAAUUUAAGAGAUGAAUUUGUUCCUGUUGUUGUUAUUAGAUAAGAGAUUUUAGUUUUCUUUUUCAUGAGUAUGGGAGCCUGCACUUACCUGUGCCCUA